GUCAUCACUUGCAGCUGUCAUUUUGACCGAACAAACAAAAAACAAAAAAUCCAACAAAGAUAAUUUUGCAUUUCCAGCUUUUAUCUAUAAAAUUUACAAUUUGUGUAAUAUUUCCUUAAAUCUAUUAACAAUCAAUGAAACAAUGAAUUGAUUUCCCCUUCAAUAAUGGACCUCUCCCCAUCAGAAUCGAUUGAUAAUAAACCCCAACAAAUUAAUCCAAACAAUACAUCAUCUGAACCUGGCACUGGCACAUUGACAGUCGACCAACUUGAUAUUGAACUUUUGCCUGUUAUCUACGACAUCAUUCGUUGUGUGGAAAAGGAUCCUCUUGACAACGCAGCUAAACAAAGAGAAUCCCAAGAGUGUAGUCAAAAGAUUCUAGAAUUACAAAAACGAUUCGAAAGUGCACGCAAUCAAAUCAAACAAUUGCCGGGAAUCGAUUAUAAUAAAGAAGAACAACUCCAAAAGCUUGAGCUCCUCAAGAGCCAACUUAAAUUGAAACAACAAUUAAUAAAGAAAUACAAAAAUAUACAAUUCUAGA
Molecule: messenger RNA, 541 nt
Organism: Episyrphus balteatus (marmalade hoverfly)
Lineage: Eukaryota; Metazoa; Arthropoda; Insecta; Diptera; Syrphidae
Gene: MED9
Product: mediator of RNA polymerase II transcription subunit 9
Exons: 3
Coding region: 166-540 (124 amino acids)
Biological process (GO): regulation of transcription by RNA polymerase II
Cellular component (GO): mediator complex
Molecular function (GO): transcription coregulator activity
Source: RefSeq, a predicted model, not a curated record